Molecule: messenger RNA, 3848 nt
Organism: Sphaeramia orbicularis (orbiculate cardinalfish)
Lineage: Eukaryota; Metazoa; Chordata; Actinopteri; Kurtiformes; Apogonidae
Gene: ndst3
Product: N-deacetylase/N-sulfotransferase (heparan glucosaminyl) 3
Exons: 14
Coding region: 1-2643 (880 amino acids)
Cellular component (GO): Golgi apparatus
Molecular function (GO): deacetylase activity; heparan sulfate N-sulfotransferase activity; hydrolase activity
Source: RefSeq, a predicted model, not a curated record
AUGACAGUGGCUGUGCGAUUCCGUCGCCACUUACGCAGGCUCCUGCUCCUGUUGGCGUCCUGCUGUCUCGUCUCCCUUCUUCUCUCCGCUUACUUUCUCUUUACAAACUCCUCCCCUUCCAUGCAGCUUGGACAAUCUCCUGAGCCUGCCUGCUCCCAGCCACUCUCCAUGUCCCCGUACCGCCAGCUCCCCUACCCCUACCCCCCUAACCCUCCACACACACAUGUCCCCACUGAUCCGGUAGUGCUGGUUCUGGUUGAGUCCCAGUACUCCCAGUUGGGUCAGGACAUAGUGGCCAUAUUGGAGUCAGCACACUUCCAGUUCCGCAUGGAGAUCGCCUCAGGGAAGGGUGACCUUCCACCACUGACCGAAAAAGGCCGUGGACGAUAUUCACUCAUUAUUUAUGAGAAUCUAUUAAAGUAUGCUCAUGCAGACACAUGGAACAGACAGCUGUUGCAUCAAUACUGCACAGAGUACCGAGUGGGCAUCAUAGGCUUCUACCGCUCCACUGAAAACUCCCCUCCCCUCCUCAAACUCCGAGGCUUCCCGCUGGUUCUUAAGACCAACCAGGCUCUUGUGGACUGUUGCGUGGUGUCCAGCUCUCCUCUCCUCCACCUAACUAAGCCAGGCACAGAUCGAGGGCCCUUACCAGGGGAGGACUGGACCUCGUUCUCUUCUAAUCACUCCACUUAUCAAGCUGUGCUGCAUGCGCGGGCCAGGGAGGGAGCCCCUGGGGCGGGUAGCGGCGAUAAUCCAGGGCCUGGCUUCAGUUUUGGACUCCAAGCCACUGUGGUGCAGGACAUGGGACUGUAUGAUGGGGUGAGGAGGGUGCUGUUUGGCCAGGGACUGGGAUACUGGCUCCACAGACUGAUCCUGGUAGAUGCCAUCUCCUACCUCACAGACAGGAAGCUGUCCUUGGGUCUGGACCGGCACAUACUGGUGGAUAUAGAUGAUAUUUUCGUGGGAAAAGAGGGGACGCGCAUGAACGCCAAGGAUGUGAAGGCUCUCCUUGAAACUCAGAAACAGCUGCGUUCCCAGAUCUCCAACUUUACCUUCAACCUGGGCUUUUCUGGGAAGUUUUACCAUACAGGCACAGUGCAGGAGGAUGAGGGAGACGAUUUACUAUUGAAGUAUGUGGAUGAAUUCUGGUGGUUCCCCCACAUGUGGAGCCACAUGCAGCCUCACCUUUUUCACAAUGAGUCCUCACUGCUGGAACAGAUGGUUCUCAACAAGGAGUUCGCUCUGGAGCACAACAUCCCCGUGGACAUGGGCUACGCUGUGGCCCCUCACCACUCAGGGGUUUACCCAGUACACCUACAGUUGUACGAGGCCUGGAGACGUGUCUGGAACAUUCGGGUGACCAGCACUGAAGAGUACCCCCACCUCAAACCUGCACGUUAUCGCAAAGGCUUCAUCCACAACAACAUAAUGGUGCUGCCUCGACAGACGUGUGGCUUGUUUACUCACACCAUCUACUAUAAGGAAUACCCUGGUGGACCUAAAGAGCUGGACAAAAGCAUCCAUGGGGGAGAGCUGUUUCUCACGGUGCUACUCAACCCUAUUAGUAUAUUUAUGACCCACCUGUCAAACUAUGGCAAUGAUCGACUGGGUCUUUACACUUUUGUCCACUUGGCCUCCUUCCUACGCUCAUGGACAAACCUGAAACUUCACACACUCCCACCACUUCAGCUUGCGCACAAGUACUUCCAGCUCUUCCCUGAACAAAGAAACCCUCUCUGGCAGAACCCAUGUGAUGACAAACGACACAAAGACAUUUGGUCUAAAGAGAAAACCUGUGACAGAUUACCUAAGUUUAUGGUGGUGGGACCACAGAAAACAGGAACGACGGCACUUUAUCUCUUCCUGCUCAUGCACCCCUCCAUCUCCAGUAACUUUCCCAGUCCAAAGACGUAUGAAGAGGUCCAGUUCUUCAACACCAACAACUAUCACAAAGGAAUCGACUGGUACAUGGAGUUUUUCCCUGUGCCCUCUAAUGUUAGCACAGACUUCCUGUUCGAGAAGAGCGCUAACUACUUCCCCUCGGAGGACUCUCCAAUUCGAGCUGCUGCCCUACUGCCCAAGGCCAAGAUCAUUACUCUGCUCAUCAACCCAUCUGACAGAGCCUACAGCUGGUAUCAGCAUCAAAGAGCUCAUGAGGAUCAUGCAGCCCUGCGGUUCACCUUCUAUGAUGUCAUUAGUGCCAGACCAGGGGCACCAGCAGAGCUACGCUCCCUGCAGAGCCGCUGUCUCAUCCCUGGUCUGUACUCCACACACCUGGAGAGGUGGCUCACUCAUUACCCUGCUAACCAGGUGAUGAUCAUAGACGGCCAUCAGCUUAGAUCUGAUCCUGCAGCUGUUAUGGAUGAAGUCCAGAAGUUCUUGGGUGUCACUCCUCAUUUCAACUACUCCCAGGCCCUCACGUUUGACCCUCAGAAGGGCUUUUGGUGCCAGCUCCUUGAGGGAGGAAAGACAAAGUGUUUGGGAAAGAGCAAAGGCAGGAAGUAUCCUCCUAUGGAACCAGAGGCACGUGCAUAUCUCUCCAGGUACUACAGGGAGCACAACGUGGAGCUGUCAAAGCUACUGCAUCGCCUUGGACAGCCUCUUCCCUCCUGGCUAAGAGAGGAGCUGCAGAAGGUUAGAUAACCUUUGCAUCCAUGCACCAGGGUUAAAGGUCAAGGGUCAAAGUCCUGGAAGCACCCAGGAGCACCUGACCAUCAGAUGCACUGUCUGUGGCCUUUAAGUGAUCCCUUAGGUGAAGACAGGGACAGGGUGCCUUGUGUCACCUCGGAGCUGUGACGCUGCUGAAGAGAGCAGAAGUCGUGAAAGCGCAAGAAACUCUGUGGAGACUCUGAGACUAAUGAGGAUGGAUGGAUGGAUGGAUGGAUGGUCACAGUUUCAGCUGCUCAUAUAGCUCUUAAAUGGGACUAAAAGGAAGAACCACGUUAUAACGACGGAGAGAACUAUGGGAGGAGCAUUUGCCCAAACCCUGUUCAGAAGUGUGGUAACCUCUUGUGCAAAGACUGCAGUGACUUCAAUGGUUAUUAUAAUUAUUUCUUUUUGUUUUGUUUUAGUUUCACCUUUAAUUUAUAAUGCCAAGACAGCGCUGGUCAGCUGUGCGUGGUUCCCAUAGAGAUGACUUUGGAUUUAGUUCUGUUCCACAAGAAAAACAGAAAAAAAGACAAAAACAAAUGCAUCCUGUGUGUGUUUUGGUUUUCCUUGUUUUGUUUUUUUUUUUUUUUGUUUUUUUACUUUCUUCUGUAAUGAGAGUGACUAAGUAUUAAGAGCAAGAUGAUAUUUUCAAGUGCAUAGGCUCAGGGUGAGAUACUUGCUGUUAUUUUUUAUCAUAGACUCGUUGUUUUGGGAGCUGUUCUGUUUUUUAAGUUAAGCUAGUUUCUGAUAGAUCUGUUAGUCUUCUGGUAGUUCACCCUUAGUGGUGUCGCCUGAGGCUCUCACUGGAAAGUGUAGACUGGAAAUGAGUCACUGAAACAAGAGUCAUUGCCAGCUCAUUAUUUUCUUGUGACAAGCCAUGCAGAAAAGCGCUAUGUCCAUUUAGAAAAGCUUGAGUGCUUAUAAUGUAAGCGCUACGGACUGAGAGGAGACACGGAUUUGUUGGGAAUAAACUGACCAAAAUGAGCCUAAUGGAUAUGACACUUAAUUCCAGGACUCUUCAGUAGCUAAUGUAACGCAGUCGACUUUUAUUUUGUCAAUGUCUCAUUUAAGGUUCAACCUCCUUUUUUUUCCCUUUUCAAAACCAGUGGCCUACAUUGUUUAGCUUCAAUUUGAAUGCAAAAAACACCUAAAUGUCAAACACAGAAACCAAAAUUAAAGAAAUGAUAUAACUGACGGCA